Messenger RNA from Phytophthora infestans T30-4, 3657 nucleotides. RefSeq names its product fatty acyl-CoA reductase, putative. The transcript has 6 exons. Lineage: Eukaryota; Oomycota; Peronosporomycetes; Peronosporales; Peronosporaceae. The record is from RefSeq and is a predicted model, not a curated record. Gene Ontology annotation, cellular component: mitochondrial membrane. Bases 1 to 3657 code for a protein of 1218 amino acids.
AUGGAGCAGAUCUACGCGGGCCAAAGUCUCUUUAUCACUGGCGGCACGGGCUUCCUGGCCAAAACCGUGAUCGAAAAGCUGCUGCGAUGCACUCCAAACAUCGCCAAGAUAUUUGUAUUGAUCCGCCCCCGCAAGGGUGUGGCUUCAGCUGAGCGUCUACAGAAGGAAAUCAUCGACAGUCGCGUCUUCGAUCGUCUACGAGCCGAACGACCCAAUGACUUUGAAGCUUUUGCAAGAGAAAAGCUACACGCAAUUGCAGGAGACAUCACGACACCCGAUUUGGGUCUCAGUGCAGAAGAUGCGCGACUAUUAAGAGCCUGUGUGCAGAUCUCCAUCCACUCAGCAGCUACCGUGCAGUUCGACGAGCCGCUGGAAGUGGCAGUGGAGAUGAACUGCGUGGGGUCUCUGAACAUUGCAAAGUUCGUGCAAAGCUGUCCAGGAAUCCGCUGCCACUUGCACGUGUCUACAGCCUACGUGAACAGUAAUCGACGAGAUACGAGGAUCUCGGAGGAACUGUAUCCGCUGGAUUUCGAUGCUCACGACGCACUGAGGGCAGUGACAACCGCGUCACCCAGUGAAUUGGAGCGACUGAGAGUGAACCUCAUGGGGACGUAUCCCAACACGUACACGCUCACGAAAUCCAUGACGGAGCAUUUACUGGUUAGAGAGAUCGCACCCAACUUCCCGUUAAUUAUUUACCGUCCGACAAUUAUCGGUGCAAGCUGGAAAGAGCCGAUGCCUGGCUGGAUCGACCAGAUCGCUGCAGCAGGCGCUAUCUUCUUAGCUGCAGGUAUGGGCGUGCUGACUAUGCUGCCGGGUGAUCCAAGAAACGUCGCGGACAUUGUUCCAGUGGACUUGGCUGUUAACAGCAUUCUUCUCUCUAUCUGUGCGAAGAUACAAGAGCAUGAAAGCUCGCGUGUGUCGUCCGAACCGUCUUGUCCGCUGGUUAAGGACGUCGCAGUGAAUAAACCGAUGGUGGUGCAUUGUGGGACGUCAGAUCCAAGACAAAACCCGCUACGUUGGCGUAUACCGUGUGUACUGGUACCUGAGUAUUUCCGCAAGAACCCACCAGCACGUGGACUCUUCCCAGCCAAGUUCUCCAUGAUCCCAACCCAUCAAAGCUUCCAGAUCCAAUGGUUCCUCACGUACGCGCUACCGUCGUCUGUGUAUUCAACUGUUGCGAACAAAAGCGGACAUCCAGGACACAUUAAAAAUGCAGCAAAGCUGUGGCAGCUCACGUGGCGUGCACGAAAUCUCGUGGAGUUAUUCAAGCCAUUCACUGAGAAUCAGUGGAUCUUCGUUGCAGAUGCUGCAGAGAAGACUCUCAGACCGUACGCUACCAAAGAUUUUUGGAUCGAUUCGCACGAGAUCGCGUGGGAGCGAUACGUACUGAAUUACUGCGUCGGGUUGAAGAAAUAUAUGCUGCAUGAAGACGUAAUCGACGUGGAUAUCGAAGGAGUGAAUCAAACGCAGCUGGCUCUGAGUACGGGGCGGAUUCUGGAUUGGGAUCCGGAUCACCACGCGAUUUCGUUCCCUGGACUUCUUUCCGACGUGGCGUGGGCGUACACGUCCAGUCGGAAGCCUGGCUACACCAAGUCUGGUCUCCUUGGUCGAGUUAUGGGUAUCACCGGAUGGAAGGAAGGUAUGAACCACGAGGCUUCGCACGUCCCAAGGCCGCAUGUGGAGUCUGUGGGCGGUCUUCGUAAUAGUGUUCUCGAGUCCGACGUCGUCCGUGCAGCUAUUAAAGAACGCGCAGUGGCUUACGGCAUGGAUAUCGACGACGUCGAGCGUCAAGCUGCCAGUAUACUGAGCACUAUGGCUGCACAGCUGGACUACAAGGCUGUGCGUAAGUUGGGAUGGCUUUUGCGGAAGGUGUGCCGCAACAUGUACGACCAGAUCCACGUGGAUGAAACGGGACUCACACGUAUCCGUGAGCUGCUGGCUGAGCGCCGUGGAAGUGUCGUUCUUGUGCCUACUCAUCGGUCCUACGUCGACUUCCUGCUCAUGAGCUACGUGUUUUUUGCCUACAAUAUCCCCGUUCCAUACGUCGCAGCUGGGGAAGAUUUCCUGCACAUGGGAAGUCUUAGUAAACUACUGCGGGAGUCCGGCGCGUACUUCAUUCGUCGCUCUUUCUCGGACGAUCCGCUCUACUCUGCUGUCUUUCGUGCUUACACGCAGUAUCUGGUGUCAAGAGGACACACGAUCGAGUUUUUUAUUGAAGGCUCACGCAGUCGAAGCGGCAAGCAGUUGCACCCCAAGUUUGGCAUCUUGAACACCGUCGUCGACUGCUAUCUAUCGGAGAAAGUCAAGAACCUCUACAUUGUACCCGUGACUAUCGACUACGAGAAGCCGCUAGAAGUGCUGCUACACCAGAAUGAACUUCUUGGAGAAGGCAAGAUCCGGGAGUCGAUCAGUGCGCUGUUCAAAGCCAUGCCUAUUGUGCGCAAGAAGUUUGGGUCCAUUUCAGUGAAAUUCGGUGUACCUUUGGACGUCAAACAACACGUGGAUGCAGCACUUACACGUGCUGAAGAGCAAGAGAUGUUUGUGCCCACGUCAGCUAUCGUCGAGGAUCUGGGCUAUGCUAUCACGGACGCGUUGAUUGACAAUGCGACGUGUGCGAUGUCACAUGUUGUGGCUGCUAUCUUGCUGGUGUAUCGUCAAGGCAUCUCCAAGCAGGAGCUGGUGCGCCAAGCUGACUGGCUGAGACUAGAGAUCCUACGUCGUGGGGGUCGAGUCGUUGGCACUCAAGGUCGCUCGCCUACCGUCGUCGUAGACCGCGCACUUGAGCUGCUUCACGAACUCGUCACUAUGCGACGCAAAGAUCUCGUCGAACCUGCCAUCACCAGUCGUGAGCAAUACCCCAACAUGAUCGGCCUCGGUUACUACCGUAACAAAAUUCUACACUGGUUUAACCGCGAAGGUGUCGUGGCUUGUGCGUAUCAAGCUCUGGAUGCGUUUAACUUGCCGUUUGGGGGUAGCAGCUCACAGUCAGUAUCAAGCAACUCGGAAUCUGGAGUGGAUCGUCAGGAAUUACUCGACGGCGCGUUGUUCCUGUACGAGAUGCUCACGAUGGAGUUCGUUCGCAAAGAUGACCCGGAGGCUGAUCGCGCACAUCUCGUUGAGGCACUAGCACAGCUUGAAACGCGCAAUGUUCUCGUUCCUGUGGCUACUUCCUCAUCGCGACUGGAGGCAGCAGACGGCGCGAUGUUAUCGCUGUUGAGUACGCUUAUGUGGCCAUUUAUCGACAGCUACUGGGUCGCUGUUACGAGUCUGUUUGCGUUGCGUCCACACGGUGAAGUUAGCACCGAAGACUUGCUCAAGCGCUUGCAAUGGCUCGCAGAGACGAUGUAUCAUGAGAAACUUAUAAGUUUCUACGAGUCUUGCUCUCGUGAAACCUUGCAAAACGCCUUGGCAUUGCUGGAACGGUGGGGAGUUCUCUCCAGUCGACGUCUUCCAAGCAAGGAGAAGAGCAAGCCCAAUGCGAACAAACCAGCAGUGCAACUUUUGAGUUUGUCUUCACAGUACGUGAAGGAUGGCGAGCUGGAACAACUUGCCUUGCGUGUUUCUAAGUUCCGUAAACUACCGCCAGGAGUGCAACCUGCCACUACCAGCGAGACCGAAGUGUUGGCUCGCUUGCCUGCACUUUCCCGUAUGUAG